Platichthys flesus (European flounder) is the source of this 7211-nucleotide messenger RNA. RefSeq names its product plexin-B2-like. The transcript has 43 exons. Gene Ontology annotation, molecular function: protein binding; semaphorin receptor activity. Bases 390 to 5978 code for a protein of 1862 amino acids. Gene Ontology annotation, biological process: regulation of cell migration; negative regulation of cell adhesion; positive regulation of axonogenesis. The record is from RefSeq and is a predicted model, not a curated record. Lineage: Eukaryota; Metazoa; Chordata; Actinopteri; Pleuronectiformes; Pleuronectidae. Gene Ontology annotation, cellular component: semaphorin receptor complex.
GUGCAGCAGAUACAGGGAAAGAUACCUGUCGCACUUUCUCUUUGAAACCAGUUUUGAGUCUGUCCACAGGUUUUAUUUAAGAUUAUUAAGAAAUUACUUCUCCUCUGUGGAUAUAAUCAAACCUGUAGAUAUGUCCUACAAGUAGGUUGUUACUGGUUUUUCCACUGGAUCUAAUGGUUUUUUCUGUCCUGUGAUCUCCUUCUUGCUGCGUCACUUCAUCCCCUCGGUCACGUUCACAUGAGUCGGAUGAAUCUGCUUCACCAUCACUUCCCCGGCUCUUUGUCCUGGCUGCUGAGCUUCAUGACAUCAGAGUUCAACACCGAACACUGAGCAGGAGGCCGAGGACGUGGAUGUCAUCACAGAUCAACACACCUGAACGCUGAGCAGACAUGAUGGAGCGCUGGUGGGCGUGGCACUUUGCUCUGGUCAUCCUGGCGACCAUUGACCUCAGCGCCUCCGAUGGGAAGAUCACAGAGUUCCUCUCCGACACUCUGAUCAACAACAUGGUGGCCAACCCCGCCACGGGCCGGCUGUACGUCGGCGCCGUGAACCGCCUCUACCAGCUGAGCCCCGACCUGGAGGUGGAGCGCCGUACCGAGACCGGCCCCAAGCGGGACAACAAGCAGUGCACGCCGCCCGUCAGCGAAUCCUGCAACGAGGCCGUGGACACCGACAACCACAACAAGCUGCUGCUGGUGCACGGCGCCGAGAACCAGCUGGUGGUGUGCGGCAGCGUCUUCAGGGGCAUCUGCUCGCUGAGGAACCUGAGCAACGUGGAGCAGCUGGUCUACUUCAGCGACACCAAGGGAGAGAAGUCGUACGUGGCGAGCGCCGAGGAGGGCGUGUCCGUGGUGGGAGUGAUGUCAUCAUACUUGUACAAGAAAACAGAAAACUUAACCGUGUUCCUGGUCGGUAAAGGCUACGGCAGCCACGACAGCACCAAGCUCAUCUCCACCCGCAUCCUGAAGGACUCCGGUGACUGGGGGACCUUCGACAGCAUCAUCGAGGCCUCGGCGGUCCAGGCCAACCCCUUCGUGCUGCGCUACCUCCACGACUUCCGCUUCGCCUUCAAAGACGACGGCUUUGUGUACUUCCUGUUCUCGCGGACGCUCGGCGUGCAGGACACCAAGAACUUCACGUUCAUCUCCAGGUUGUGUGAGACCGACCAGAGUUACUACUCGUACACGGAGCUGCAGCUGAACUGCAGCCGGGACAACAAGUACAACAAAGUUCAGGCUGCCUACGUAGCGUCGCCAGGAGACGUGUUGGCUCUGAACCUGACGGCCCGGUACGGAACCGUGUGGGCCUCGGACAAGGUUCUGUUUGUCACCUUCACGUCUGACGAGGACCCGUCCACCUCAGCCAUGUGUGUGUAUCCUCUGCGCUCCAUCAACACGCAGCUGGUGAAGAUCAUCAGCGCCUGUUACAACAACAACGGCCUCAUCGACGACAAACCCGCCGUCUUCUCUCCCUACUCCUCGUCGGAGAAUCUGUGCAACAGCAAAAAUGACAACGACCUGGGAGCCAAGUACAACUGUGGAGAGGAGUUCCUGCCGUCGCCGCUGGCCAGCAAGGCCGACUUCGCCCUGACCUCCAACACCUCGCUGGUGAGGAAGGGUCACAUGACCGCCGUGGCCGUGGCUGUGGAGAUGGAGCACACGGUGGCGUUCCUGGGCACCGCCACCGGAGAGGUGCUGAAGGUGCAUCUGUCCGAUCAACCCGAGGUGUACGGGCGAGCGCCGGGCGACGUCACCGGAGACAAGGUCAACAAGAACCUGCUGUUCGAUUCCGGCCUCCAGCACCUGUACAUCACCACGGAGAAAAAGAUCACCAAGGUGCCGGUCCAGGCCUGUCACCUGAAGACAGACUGUCAGUCCUGCGUCUCCAUGAAGGAUCCGUACUGUGGCUGGUGUGUCCUGGAGGGAAGGUGCACCAGGAAGCAGGAGUGCAGCAGGUCCACGGAGAAGAACACCUGGCUGUGGUCGCCCAAUCAGAAGUGCGUUCAGAUCGAGGCCUUCGACCCCCCCAACCUCAGCUGCAGGAAGACGCAGCAGGUGCUCAUCAGCAUCCCCUCCCUCCCCCGGCUGAGUCAGAACGACAGCCUGAGAUGUUGUUUCGGCUCGUUCUUCACCUCUGCCGUGAUGAGCUUCAGUCCGGUGCAGGUCACGUGUUCGCUGCCCAACCCCGGCGAGAUCCCCCCCACUCCGGAGCAGCAGGACUACGUGUCCGUCCCAGUUAAAGUUCUGGUUAACAACAAAAUCCAGGUGACGUCUGGAAAGUAUAACUUCUACAACUGUGCUGCGACAAUCAGGAAGAACCAAAACACACCGUGCAUAGCGUGUGUAACCAGUGUAUGGGGGUGUCAGUGGAACGCUCAGGAUCACAGCUGCACUGACAGCGACGCAGCAGCUGAUGGCGAUCACAUCAUCAAACCACAACAGUCGGCCAGUUGUCCUCAGUUCGAGUCCCCGGAGCCGCUGCUGAUUCCCGUCGGGUUCGGGAUCCCGAUCGACUUCCAGGGAAGAAACCUGAAAAUCUACCAGGGUCGCAAGUUGGUCAUCGGCACUGAGCUGAUGAAGCACAGGGACGAGGAGGUCACUCCCCAGGGGUCAAAGUUCAACUUCAGAGGUUAUGAGUUUUCCUACGACAAGCAGCAGGAGGUGAACAUCUCCUUCCACAUCAAAGAAAGAGACACUGAGAGGAAGAUUGACAGCUUGUUGACAGUGGUGCUGUAUAACUGCUCAGUGGGCAGAGCAGACUGCAGUUUGUGUAAACACGCCGAGCCCAGGUUCCAGUGUGUGUGGUGCUCCUCCUCUCACUCCUGUGUUUACCGGGAGCUGUGCCCGUCACCGCAGUCGGCGCAGUGUCCCGACCCCGAGAUCACUGAUAUCAUCCCUCGCUUCGGGCCUCUCAACGGACGCAUCUCCGUCACCAUCAAGGGCUCCAACAUGGGGAUAAAGAAGGAGGACAUCAGGAAGAUCACGGUGGCCGGAGUGGACUGUGUCCACCAGGAGGAGCGCUACUCCGUCUCCACCAGCGUGGUGUGUGAGAUCGGCCCGGCGAAGCGAGCCCCCCCGUCCGACCUCCCGUUUGUCCCGACCACCGAGGGAGCGGUGCAGAUCGAGGUGGAGGGGGGGAGGACCGGGACGUCCAAGGUCAUCUUCACCUACCGGGAUCCUAAACCUUUGACCGUUGAGCCGGUGAAGGGUCCAGCAGCCGGAGGAACCGUGAUCACCAUCAGGGGAACCGACCUGAACACGGCGAGUAAAGACGACAUCACCGUCACAGUGGGCGGAGUUCCCUGUGAGAUUCUCUCCUUCGGCGAGGUCAUCACCUGCAAGACGGGGAAGUACCGGGGACAGAAGGUUCCCUCCGACCCGUUAACGGUGACGGUGAAAUACGGAAGGAACACGACCAAGGAGGUGGAGGUGAAGUACCAGUUCUCUGAAAACCCCAAGAUCACAGACUAUCACCCCAAAGAGAGCUUCCUGUGUGGUGGUCGGAGGAUCGUGGUCGUGGGAAAUGGUUUUGACUUGAUCCAAAAAGCUGCGAUCAAAGUUUCCUCUACUGACGAGUUCUCACAGGCGGCCGCUCGGGAGGAGUUUGUCCAGGAGUUCCUGAGUAAGAACGACACGGUGCUGCAGUUCUUCUCUCCGGAGGUGAACAGCUCUCUGGACACGCAGGUGCUCAGGACCUCGCUGCAGCUGGACAACAUGACGGAGGACCUGAAGAACUUCGUCUACCACCCCAACCCCAGCUUCAACGGCCUCGUGAAGAACGUCAUCACGGAGACCAGCAUCAUCAUCGUGACCGGGCGAGGCUUCUCCAAGGCGAUGAGCGCCAAAGAGGCUCAGGCGUUCGUGGGCGACGCCUCCUGUCACGUGAACAUCCUGCAGGACGACAAGUUGAUCCUGGAGGCGCCGUCCACGCAGCCCAAAGCCAGAUCCAAGCGCCACCGCAGGGACACGACCAACGACCUGCUGGAGCUCGUGGUGAAGUUCGGUCACGGCGAGUGGCUCGUGGGUUCCGUGUACUACGCCAGGAAAGACGACAUUCCUCUGGCGAUCAUCAUCCCGGCCGUCCUCGUGCCCAUGCUCCUCUUCAUCGCCGUGUCCGUCUACUGCUACAGGAGGAAGAGUCAGCAGGCGGAGCGGGAAUACGAGAAGGUCAGACACCAGCUGGAGAACCUGGAGGAAAGUGUCCGAGAUCGCUGCAAGAAGGAGUUCACGGACCUGAUGAUAGAGAUGGAGGACCACACCAGCGAGCUGAGCGAGGCCCGGAUCCCCUUCCUCGACUACAAGACCUACACCGACCGGAACUUCUUCCUGCCGUCGAAGGACGGAGUCAACGACGCCAUGAUCACCGGGCAGAUCCAGAUCCCAGAAGCCCGCAAGGCCAUCGUGGCCCAGGCGCUGACCCAGUUCUCCAACCUGCUGAACAGCAAAACCUUCCUCAUCAACUUCAUCCACACGCUGGAGAGUCGGCCGGACUUCAACGCUCGCUCCCGCGGUUACUUCGCCUCCCUCCUGACGGUGGCGCUGCACGGCAAACUGGAGUAUUACACAGACAUCAUGAGGACGCUGCUGCUGGAGCUGAUGGACGAGCACGUGCAGAGCAAACACCCAAAGCUGAUGCUCCGCAGGUCGGAGACGGUGGUGGAGAGGAUGCUGUGUAACUGGAUGUCCAUCUGUCUCUAUCAGUUCCUCAGGGACACGGCAGGAGAACCUCUGUACAAACUGUUCAAGGCGUUGAAGCACCAGGUGGAGAAAGGACCUGUGGACGCCAAGAUGAAGAAAGCCAAGUACACACUGAACGACACGGGGCUGCUGGGAGACGACGUGGAGUACUCUGUGCUGACUCUGCAGGUGCUGGUGCACGGGGAGGGACCAGACGUGACUCCAGUGAAGGUGUUGAGCUGUGACAGCAUCACACAGGUGAAAGAGAAGAUCAUCGAUCAGGUUUACAGGAACCUCCCGUACUCACAGAGACCGAAGGUGGAGAGUGUCGCUCUGGAGUGGCGCCCCGGCUCCACGGGUCAGAUCCUGUCCGACCUGGACCUGACCUCUCAGAAAGAAGGACGCUGGAAGAAGCUCAACACUCUGGCUCAUUACAACGUUCGUGAUAACGCCACGUUGGUUCUGUCCAGAGUUCUACACACACAGGCGUUCCAUCAGCACCAGGACAGCCAGGAAGAGAAAAACGCUCUGCUGGAGGACGACAACACGUUCCACCUGGUGCGGCCGGCGGACGAGCUGGACGAGGGGAAGUCCAAGAGAGGCAGCAUGAAGGACAAGGCCAUGACCAAGGCCAUCACUGAGAUCUACCUGACCAGGCUGCUGUCCGUCAAGGGGACGCUGCAGCAGUUCGUGGACGACUUCUUCCGCAGCGUGUUGUGCUCGGGCUCCGUCGUCCCUCCGGCCGUCAAGUACUUCUUUGACUUCCUGGACGAGCAGGCGCUGAGACACGACAACGUGGACGAGGAGACGCUGCACAUCUGGAAGACCAACAGCCUGCCGAUGCGUUACUGGGUGACCAUCCUGAGAAACCCCCACUACAUCUUCGACGUGCACGUGACGGAGGUGGUGGACGCGUCGCUGCACGUCAUCUCCCAGACGUUCAUCGACGCCUGCACCAAGACGGAGCACAAACUCAGCAGAGAGUCCCCCAGCAACAAGCUGCUCUAUGCAAAAGAGAUUUCCACGUACAAGAAGAUGGUGGACGAUUACUAUAAAGGCAUCAGACAGAUGGUUCCCGUCAGUGACCAGGACAUGAACACACACCUCGCUGAGGUGUCCAGGGAACACACAGACAAGCUGAACCCCCAGUUGGCCUUACACGAGCUGUACCAGUACGCCAGCAAGUACUACGACGUGAUCAUCCAGUCGCUGGACGAGGACCCGGCUGCUCAGAACAAGCAGCUGACGCUCCGCCUCCAGCAGAUCGCUGCCGCCCUGGAGAACAAGGUCACUGACCUCUGACCUCUGACCUGGAGGAGGGGUCGGGGCGAGGAGCCGGUGGCUUGUGACACACAGGAUGUUGUUUUCCAUUUAAAGACUCAAAAGAGGAGGAGCUCGCAGACUGGCGUGAGGACUGCAGUGGGAGGGGCUAGUGCGGCCGCAGGAAGCUGUGGACCAUAUAAGUACUAAAGGGGAGGAGCUCUGGGAUCCAGACUUGGGACUAAUUAAGUGUUGAAUUUAGACGGAGUAGCUGAUUGGGCGUCCUUCCACCUGGCAUCCCUGAACGAGCACCGGGGGGGGGGGGGGGGGGGGGGAUGCAAAAUGGCGACACAGCCUCAGACGGGCGCUCUUUGAAAUCAAAGGAUUAUUUUUAUAACGGGACUGAUCUGUGAUCUGCAGACCGGGCAACCCGAUGUCUGUGUUUGGCUUCUCUACACUUUACUUUAUAAAGACUCAAGAAGAAGACGAUGAAGAUUUUUAAGAAGGACGAAGACGUGAAGGAGAGAAACGAGUGUCCACUCCCUCGUGGACGUUUCUCAGCCGCCGGACGCUUUGUGACCAUUUUGUCCAUCUGUAGACUUUGAGUUGAAUUUGCCUCUAGCGGCUGAUCUGAGGUCAGUUUGUCUGUUUCCGUUCAACAGGGAGGAGCCUUCAUCCAAAACGUGUGAAAAAACACUCAACUAAAAAUAAUCGAUCAAUGAAAACCCACUACGGUACAUACCACUGGCCAAUCAGGGCUCUUGGUUUGGUCCUCACGGCACCAGAGGGAAUUCAGGGUACGAUGAGUAAAGUAUAACCACAAACCAGUAACUAAAUCCCACUAUACUAGUUCCUACGCUCACGACCCAGUGGAGUAUUAUUCUUUGUGUGUGCGGCUCGAAGCUUUUCAUUUGCUUACACGAAAAGAAAUUCAUCAUUUUAAUGGACUGACACUUGCCACUUAGUUUUUAUUGUGUUAAUCAAGUUGCUUUGUGAUGUCACAAGAGUGACCAGCUUGUUUUUACUUCCUGUAAAGAAUCAUGGCUGCCUAAUCAUGCGGUCUGAACAGCCCGACCCCUUUAAGUGACUUUCACUUUGUUUUUUACAGUGUAUGAUUUUAUUUCUUUUGUAAAAACACACUUCAUAGAUAUUUGCUGUGUUUUUGAUUUUUUGUUUAUGUUUUUCUGCACAUGAGAGGAAGUGAUUGAAGUGUCUUCUGAAGACCGGCUGCGUACGAAUUGUUGAAAUAAUGCUGAAAAUAAAUCCAGAAUCAAG